This is a messenger RNA of Miniopterus natalensis, 3551 nucleotides long. RefSeq names its product rhomboid 5 homolog 2 (gene RHBDF2). Gene Ontology annotation, cellular component: endoplasmic reticulum membrane. NCBI's taxonomy places the organism in Eukaryota, Metazoa, Chordata, Mammalia, Chiroptera, Miniopteridae. The record is from RefSeq and is a predicted model, not a curated record. Gene Ontology annotation, biological process: regulation of protein secretion; regulation of epidermal growth factor receptor signaling pathway. Gene Ontology annotation, molecular function: serine-type endopeptidase activity.
UUUAUCGCAGUGGUCUGGAACCAAACCCACAAUAUCUCUGAGGCUCGUGGCCGUGAGCACUCGGGAGCCGCCCUGCUGGCCCAAAGGCCCCCGCCGCCUUCCCUCUGAGCCCACCCCUGCACGGCGGAAGCUUCGCCCCGGAGCAUCUGUAUGAAGUGAGGGACUAGAACAUGCUCUAAAGGCCUCUGCAGCGGACCCAGCAAGCUGUCAGCUGAGCCCAGACUUGAAGCCGCCCUGCCCCCUGCCCACCAUGGCCUCUGUGGACAAGAAUGGCGAGAGCGUCUCCUCUGUGUCCAGCAGCCGGCUGCAGAGCCGGAAGCCGCCCAACCUGUCCAUCACCAUCCCGCCUCCCGAGGCCUCAGCCCCCGACGAGCAGACCAGCAUGCUGCCCCAGAGGCCCAGGAAUCCAGCCUACUUGAAGAGCGUCAGCCUCCAGGAGCCACGGGGACGAUGGCAGGAGGGCUCCGAGAAGCGCCCCGGCUUCCGCCGCCAGGCCUCCCUGUCUCAGAGCAUCCGCAAGGGCACCGCGCAGUGGUUCGGGGUCAGCGGCGACUGGGAGCUGGAGCGGCAGCACUGGCAGCGCAGAAGCCUGCACCACUGCAGCGUGCGCUACGGCCGCCUCAAGGCCUCGUGCCAGCGCGACCUGGAGCUCCCCAGCCAGGACGUGCCUUCCUUCCAGGCCACCGAGUCUCCAAAGCCCUGCAAGAUGCCCAAGAUUGUGGACCCUCUGGCCCGAGGCCGGGCAUUCCGCCACCCUGACGAGGUGGACCGGCCCCACGCCCCCCACCCACCGCUGACCCCGGGGGUUCUGUCCCUCACCUCCUUCACCAGCGUCCGCUCUGGCCACUCCCACCCUCGCCGGAAGAAGAUGUCUGUGGCCCACAUGAGCUUUCAAGCUGCCUCUGCCCUCCUCAAGGGACGCUCAGUACUGGAUGCCGCUGGACAGCGGUGCCGGGUGGUCAAACGCAGCUUCGCCUACCCCAGCUUCCUGGAGGAAGAUGCAGUCGACGGGGCAGACACAUUCGACUCCUCGUUUUUUAGUAAGGAAGAAAUGAGCUCCAUGCCCGAUGAUGUGUUCGAGUCUCCUCCCCUCUCCGCCAGCUACUUCCGGGGGAUCCCACGCUCGGCCUCCCCCGUCUCCCCCGAUGGGGUGCAGGUCUCUCUGAAGGAGUGUGGCCGCGCCUCCUUGCCUGUGGCCAAGCGCGGCAAGCGCAUCGCCUCCAAGGUGAGGCACUUUGCCUUCGACCGGCAGAAGCGGCACUAUGGCCUGGGCGUGGUGGGCAACUGGCUGAACCGCAGCUACCGCCGCAGCAUCAGCAGCACGGUGCAGCGGCAGCUGGAGAGCUUCGACAGCCACCGGCCCUACUUCACCUAUUGGCUGACUUUCGUCCACAUAAUCAUCACGCUGCUGGUGAUCUGCACAUACGGCAUCGCUCCCGUGGGCUUCGCCCAGCACGUCACCACCCAACUGGUGCUCAGGAACAAAGGUGUCUACGAGAGCGUGAAGUACCUCCAGCAGGAGAACUUCUGGAUUGGCCCCGGCUCGAUUGACUUGAUCCAUCUGGGAGCCAAGUUCUCGCCCUGCAUCCGGAAGGACCGGCAGAUCGAGCAGCUGGUGUCCCGGGAGCGAGACCUGGAGCGGGACUCAGGCUGCUGCGUCCAGAAUGACCACUCCGGCUGCAUCCAGACCCAGAGGAAGGACUGCUCGGAGACUUUGGCUACUUUUGUCAAGUGGCAGGAUGAUAUGGGGCCCCCCAUGGACAAGUCCGAUCUGGGCCAGAAGCGGACAUCAGGGGCUGUGUGCCACCAGGACCCCAGAACCUGUGAGGAACCGGCCUCCAGCGGUGCCCACAUCUGGCCUGAUGACAUCACCAAGUGGCCAAUCUGCACAGAGCAGGCCAGGAGCAACCGCACGGGCUUCAUGCACAUGGACUGCCAGAUCAAGGGCCGGCCCUGCUGCAUCGGCACCAAGGGCAGCUGUGAGAUCACCACUCGAGAGUACUGUGAAUUCAUGCACGGCUAUUUCCAUGAAGAGGCAACGCUCUGCUCCCAGGUGCACUGCUUGGACAAGGUAUGCGGGCUGCUGCCCUUUCUCAACCCUGAGGUCCCAGAUCAGUUCUACAGGCUCUGGCUGUCUCUGUUCCUCCACGCUGGCCUGGUGCACUGCUUCGUGUCCGUGGUCUUCCAAAUGACCAUCCUUCGGGACCUGGAGAAACUGGCCGGCUGGCACCGCAUCUCCAUCAUUUUCAUCCUCAGUGGCAUCACCGGCAAUCUCGCCAGUGCCAUCUUCCUCCCAUACCGGGCAGAGGUGGGCCCGGCCGGCUCGCAGUUCGGCCUCCUCGCCUGCCUGUUCGUGGAGCUCUUCCAGAGCUGGCAGCUGCUGGAACGACCCUGGAAGGCCUUCCUGAACCUGUCGGCCAUCGUGCUUUUCCUGUUCGUGUGCGGCCUGCUGCCCUGGAUCGACAAUAUCGCCCACAUCUUCGGCUUCCUCAGUGGCCUGCUGCUGGCCUUCGCCUUCCUGCCCUACAUCACCUUCGGCACCAGCGACAAGUACCGCAAGCGCGCCCUCAUCCUGGUGUCGCUGCUGGUCUUCGCCGGCCUCUUCGCCUCGCUGGUCAUCUGGCUCUACGUCUACCCCAUCCACUGGCCCUGGAUCGAGUACCUCACCUGCUUCCCCUUCACCAGCCGCUUCUGCGAGAAGUACGAGCUGGACCAGGUGCUGCACUGACCGCGUGCCUCGCGGGGCCCUGCGACAACACAGGGAUGGCGCCUGGACGGGCUGCCUGCCCGGGAGCGCCCCGCCUACACUCCAGAGACACCAGCAGGGUGCCCGGGCCCUGGUCCCAGUUCAGAGGAGGUCACAAAGGCGGGUUCCUCGGGGGACUGAGGUCCCCCCCUGCUGUGUUCCUGGCCCUGGCUGGGGAGCACUCUGAGCACCUGCUUCUCCGAAGCUUAGAGCUCGGGCCCCGACUUACCCUGCUGCUGGGACCGCCACCUGGGGGUGGGUUUCUUUCUUCCCAGGGUUCUCAGGCUGCUGCCAUUUCCCACCCCAGCCUUUACUGGUGCCUGUGCCCUUACCAGGGACGUGGCCAGGGGUCCCAGCAGGUUCCCACCUCCUCCUCACCACGGCCCCCUUCCCUGUCUCUCCUGCCCUCUCUGCCCCACGAGCCCACUUGGCAGUGGCCUGCUGAGUCUGCCCGUAAGGUGGCCAGACACUGGGAGAGGCUGCGGCCGUGGCCCGGCGCGGAGAAGCGGCGUGGAGAGAGACUGGGAAGCCAGGAGCCUUCUCCUUGGGAGCAGGCGGAGGCCGUACCCCCUGCAUUCCUCGUCAGCCAGUGUUCUGCCUGGGGUCUGGCUCUGACAACAGCCCGUCCCACCGCCCGUGAUGUGGGCGGGGUCUGGGCCACCCCAAGGACCCUGCUCCCAGGGGUUGCCCAAGGCUCGAUCAGGCCCAUUUUUUACUGGUUCAUAUUAUGGUCCUAAUUUUUAAAAGUAACGCUAACUUUGUAUGGAUGAUGUCUCAGAUGUAUUAAAUGAUACUCUUUGAGGAA